CUUUGCUAUCCAGGAAGUUGUGCCUGAGGAGUUGUGGUGGUGAAAUCUGAUAGAAAACAGAGAACCAGAUCCGAAUCGUUUGGCACAGUUCACGAGAAACAAAUCAAUUAAACAUCACCUGAUAUCAAAGACCUGUAACACUAUACAGAAUGUCUCGGCAGUCAAACAGAACCACAGACAGUAAGAAGAUGAAUUCUGAGCUGUUCACCCUCACCUAUGGGGCACUGGUCACCCAGCUGUGUAAGGACUACGAGAACGACGAGGAGGUCAACAAGCAGCUCGACAAGAUGGGCUACAACAUCGGUGUGCGUCUCAUCGAGGACUUUCUGGCUCGCUCCAGUGUGGGGAGGUGUCACGAUUUCCGAGAAACGGCCGAUGUCAUCGCUAAGGUAGCGUUUAAGAUGUACCUGGGCGUCACCCCGAGCGUGACCAACUGGAGCCCGGCAGGGGACGAGUUCUCCCUCAUCCUGGAGAGCAACCCGCUGGUGGACUUUGUGGAGCUCCCCGACAACCACAACAACCUCGUCUACUCCAACUUACUGUGCGGCGCACUGCGGGGGGCUCUAGAGAUGGUCCAGAUGGCGGUGGACGUCCGGUUCGCUCAGGACACCUUGAGGGGGGACAGCGUGACGGAGAUCCGCAUGAAGUUCAUCAAGAGGAUCGAGGAGAACCUGCCGGCCGGCGAUGAGUGAUGCAUCAUGGGAAAUGGAGUCAGUCCUGGGCUGCCACCCUCCCCCUUCCCCCCACUCACUCACUGUGGAGGUUGACCCUUCACAGGGCCCAGGUAUAAAAACUACAGACUGCAUAAAACUACAUCUCCCAGGAGAGAAAGAAGCCCAGCGUCCAAACCCAGUGGUCAGCAUUGCUCAGACUUCUGGUCUCAAGUCUUAUUUAUUAUUAGCUAAAGAAUGCCCAGAACAGUUGGCUUACGCACACCAAACUCCCACCAAAGGCAGAGCUUUAAAAAAAAAUAAUAACAAAAAAAAUACUUAAGACUUCAGACUGGUAGAACUCUCCUGAUCACUUGUCGUCGCACAACCAGCUUGGGGCAGAUCUCCACUCUUUUCUACGUGGCUCGGAGCUGUUCCCGUCUGAAAAAGUGUGUGUCUUGCUUUUGGUUGUGUGUGUUUUUGUGCGUCGCUGACCCCUCCAUGUACAAGAGGGGCCCAGGAAACGUUACUUUGUUUUGUUUUGAAAUUGUCCGCGGACUUGUUCAUCGCGAUAAAUGCCCAAUUGAACUGGUGUGAAUAGUGUGAGUGUGCACACACAGAACUGUGUAGUACAGCAUGUGAAGGGGACCUUAGAUGAAACACACAUGCCACCACACCUAUGAUGAAAUGUCCUGUUUGUGUGUCUUUUUAAUCAGUGAUAUAUGCUUCACCUUAACAUGGUUAAAGCAAAGUAGUAAAUCAGUUUGUUUUCCAAGAGAUAGAAUGACCGCGCCUCGUUAUUCGGCCAAUCAGGAGGGUCUUUGUGAGAACAGUGGACGCCACAGAGAGAGAUGUGAAAGCCGCCCCUGUCCCUGUUUUGGGUUUCUGUUCUUGUUUGUUUCCCCGCUGUUUGUUUAUGUUUGCUAUUGGGUCUCACAUCAUUAACUGGCCCCCGGCAGGCCACAUUUCUUUCACUUUUUUUUUUUUAAUCUUUAUUUAUAUGUUAGCAAAUUAUAUUGAGAUUAAAUAAACUGUUAACUUCACUGA
Molecule: messenger RNA, 1697 nt
Organism: Sardina pilchardus (European sardine)
Lineage: Eukaryota; Metazoa; Chordata; Actinopteri; Clupeiformes; Clupeidae
Gene: trappc3
Product: trafficking protein particle complex subunit 3
Exons: 5
Coding region: 150-692 (180 amino acids)
Biological process (GO): endoplasmic reticulum to Golgi vesicle-mediated transport; intra-Golgi vesicle-mediated transport
Cellular component (GO): TRAPP complex; cytosol; cis-Golgi network membrane
Source: RefSeq, a predicted model, not a curated record